AUGCUGUUCGUUUCGUUUGCUCCUCAAACACUAUACAGCACGAAUACAGGGUUCAGAGCUGCUCGUUGUAGGCGGCGUGCGCGUACACCCAACACACGAUAUUGCAACGUUGUCGCUCAGGUCGGGACGCGCCGUCAACGAGUGGCCAUCACAGACCUCGUCACCGAGAUAGUGCUCUCUUUCGACCAGGUGCGUAUCGUAUCAGCAACAGGCAAAACCGGGGCAGCUGUCCUGGAGACCACAUUUCCACUCUUGGCGGAGGGCGCCCACGUGCGUACGUUCGAAACGGUUAUCAACCGAGACGCUGGCGGCGAUCCCACGACAAGUCAAGUGGUGAGCGUGCUCACUCCAGACCGAAACUUCGAGCUACACCUAGACAGUUCUCGGGUUAAGUCGGUGCAGUUUGUUCGAGAAACACGACCCAGAGGAACGACGGAGCGCGCACAUCACGCCCGCGGCGCUGGCGAGACCGCUGACCCCAAUGGAGGUGCCGAAGACGCCACAGUUUUCAGCAUCCGGUGGCUAGAUGCCGAUGAUAACAUCAUCCUCAAUAUGAUUGUGGACGGUCCCGAUGCAUCCUCGGUUGCAGUCGACGUGGAUAGACAGCGCCUUCGAGCAUCGGCUAUUGCCGCCUGGACGGCUAUGCGUGACAAGUACGGCGACUGGCUGGAUAUCGACACCGGAGCGUGA
This is a messenger RNA of Cyanidioschyzon merolae strain 10D, 690 nucleotides long. RefSeq lists its product as hypothetical. NCBI's taxonomy places the organism in Eukaryota, Rhodophyta, Bangiophyceae, Cyanidiales, Cyanidiaceae. The record is from RefSeq and is a predicted model, not a curated record. The transcript has a single exon. The coding region runs from base 1 to 690 and encodes 229 amino acids.